UGGAUAAGUGGAUGUUGAUAGUAUUUCGUAAAUCAGCACGCGCAUCGUCUGUUGUGUGUCCUUUUCUCUGUGCAGCGUUCGGCAAACGUACAAAGGUAGCAUCAUCUCACGUGAGUUUAGUUUACUUCGCUAGCGAAGGAUUGUGCCGUUCCGUGGGCUGCUGCCAGCAGUGAAUCCUACUUUGUAGGUGUUAGCACUCGAAAGUGGCCACCGAACUGGCCGAGUGCGAAUCGCGACAAUAAACUUCGAAGUAAAAGUGUAAGAGUAUGGCUGCCGCUCUGGCGGGGGGCCUUUCCGUUGUCUCCGCACUGGUGCAAUAGCUUGCCCUAUAGGUCUGCUGUGUACCAUUUCGGACACCAUGAGAGGUUAAACGAAACGCAAACGAUUUCGAGCUGUUUCGAGUUUUGCUUACCGCCUCGUUUCUGGAACUACCGGCCACCAUCCGCCGGCUGACAAACGAAGCACUUCCGCACUUAGUUCGGUCCGUCCCACCGUUCGAAGCUCUAAACGUCGAGUGGAACACAAAACGUCGAUCACCAAGUUUUACUGCAACACGAUGAGUGAAAAUUCGGCCUCACGAAACCUCAGCUCUUCCGUAGGAGCAUCAGGCGGCGGCGCUGGAGGAGGCAGUGGUAGUCACUUGACACCGUGUGUUGGUGGUGCUGCCGGUGGUGGCCUGCACCAUGAGGGCAGCACGGAAGAUAUCGAACGGCAGCUAAAAGCGUUGGGUGAUCUAAGCGAUUCCGAUUCGGAGUCCCUGGACGAACUGGAAGGCUGCGACUUGAACGAGCCUGCCGAUAGCGCAGAUCCACCCCUAGAUGUCACCAUCCGGUAUACCAUCUGUUUGUUCUGCAAGAAACCCUUCCAACUGAAGAAGGAACUGAAGAAGCACCUGUUCGAGCACAUGAAAAACUUGAAACCAAUGAAAGAGAAAAAAAUCGUGGAGAAAAAGUUCAAAUGUCACAAGUGCUUCAAGACAUACACAGAGAAGGCCCGGGCGGAGAAGCACAUGACUAAGUGCAAGAAGGUCACGAAGCUGCUGCUAGACAUGAACAAUACUGGCGAAGGUCGAAUAAUGGGCGGCAGUGAAUAUGAGGCCGCUGUGAGCGAAAAAAGCAGCAAGAGCAACAUGAAAGGUGGUAAGUUCCGCGAACCUACCUCACCGCGAUCGCUCGUGUUCGAUCCGGAGGCAGCGGAUAGUGACGAGCGGUGGACGGACGAGCGAAGGGAGCGCAACCAGGUGGUACAUUUCGACGAGCGAACGACGAAAGGUGGUACCGGUAGCUCAGACGAAUCGCCAAGCUCGCCUGGGACUGGCGCUGGCCACUUUCAGAAAUGUUCGUAGAGUCACAACCAUCGACUCGGUGUAGGAUGUGCAAAGAUCGCUCGCAAACCCGCACACGCGCGAUCGUUUUGGGUCAUUGGACCAUGCGGAAUAAUGUACAGCCAGUCUCGUGUUCCUUAGUUGAAUUUCCGCUCAUCGAAAUGACCACUUUUGCGCUGUUUACAACGGCUUUUUGAAGAAAAUGGACUUGUGCUCGGCAGUGAGCUAAAAUCUUAGUUCCAGUUGUUUGUGGAAUAUGUCAACGAAUUCAGCAGUCCAAGAUAGUUUCUCUUUCCCAUCGAAUAAGCCAUGGUUCGUAUGUACUUGAAUUGGAAGUUCGUUUGUGCAAUGCAAUUCAAUAAAUAAUGAAUCAUUUUGUUGGCACUUUUUCGCAUGGCUUUACACUUUUCAACUGUAUGCUACUGUAUGUAGUUCUAACGUUCUAACUAUAAACGAAUUGGGAGCUUCUCCGUCGUCAGAAUACGAUGUGUUGAUGAAUCAAACGAAAACAUAUACUUAAUUCCGUACGCUGAGCCCGGAAGGUAUGCCAAUGAAGCACAAACAGAAGGGCGACAGAAUGCGACUUCGAGGAAAAGAUGAACAUUGUUCCACAACUAAUACUUUAACUUAUUUGCUAUCACCUACAAAACAUGGUAAUGUGAAGAUUCACGGAAACGACGUUGAAACAUUAAUAUUAUAUUCAUUUGAAUGUUAAGCAUUGUGAUACUUGCCACAUACUAUUAAUUGCAUUCUCCUAAAUACAUACAUGCAUACUAAUCUGUAUAUAGUUAGAUACUUAUGUAAUUUUAUACAAAAUAUUAUAAUUUUAUCAUGGUUGAUGUAGCGUUAAGUUUACGGCUUAAGUUUUAGAUAUACGUUAAACACACAUACAGUGAAUAAUAUCGCGUUUUGCUCUUAAAAUUGCUUCGUUUAACGUCUUAUGCUUUCUUCAUUCAAGUGUUUUUAAAGUAUCUUCUUUCAUUUCGGCACUACAGAACACUUUCAUUGCAUACACUUUUUUAAUCCUGAUAAAAGCUACAGUAAGAAUGGGCUGUGCAUAUCGACACGGUUCUUAGUGAAUUGAAACGAUGAUUAUUUGAAUGAAGAAAGCAUUCUUUCUACUUUUCAGAAUUCAUUGAUAUCUAGUUCAAAAAAUUUCCACUACUAAUGCACUUUAUUCCUAACUAACAAGUGACAGGCCGCUGUGCGAAGUACCGUUUUACGAACGUUGUAGGUUUUGCUUCGUUUCUUACACUUCAUUAGUUUGCGCUUAACAUUAAACUGGAAACUCAUGUCCACAACCCAGUGGCCUAGUGUGCUACAAAGUUUUGGCACUAUAAUAACAACAUUAACAUCGAUUUUGUCAUUACUUUUGGUUUCGUAAUUACUGAUUAAACAACAUAUAGAAACAAUUUACCACUAACCAAACCAAUCUCUUUUCAAUAUUUGCCAUGAAUCGAAUUUCGAUUCAACUAUAUACACCCGGUUGCAAUCGAAUGUCUCCGUACAUCUUUCAUAGUUUAAACAACAUUUUGUAAACCAUAUUCAGAUUUUAGUAUUCAAUCGUAAUCGGUCAAAUAAAUCGUCCAUGUGGUUCAAAAACAGUCUUUGUAUGAAGACACAAAUAAAUUGGCUUAUACUAUAUCUCUUUCCUCCCACACAAUCAUGAUAAUGGAAGAAUGUACUUUGUCCGUCAAGCGAUGCUGCUUACUACAGCAGUUUCAAUUUAAGAGAUGUCUAGGAGAAAAUGAAUCAGGAAACAAUCGAAUAUGCAGAGAACGGGAGAUAAGUUAUGACUAUACAAUAAUUAUAACAUUAUAUUGUUAAAACUUUUCCGACUCCAUGUGCGAUCAUAUAUGAAAAAUUAAAUAUCAAUCGAUAAAUCAGAUCAGAACAAUAGAAACAAGCAGUAACUAUCAAACAAACAAAAGACUUGUCGUUAGUAGUGAACAAUGUGAAACGUUUAUAAAAAACUACAAAAAAGCAUACAUAAAAAUCGAGACAAACGAUACUAUGAACCUCAUCCGCGAGCAAGACAAAAGGACCUCGCACAGAGGAGACAAGAAAAAAAAUAAACCAGGAAGAUCGUUGUAGGGCAUAAUGGAAAAUGCUAAUAUUUAAAGCUAGUGUUGGGUGCAUCAGGAUAAAUGGCCGACGGUAGUGAGGUGUUAUCGUACAUGUUGUGAUCGUCAUUGUUCUUCUAGGAGUCCGAGUCUUCUCCAACGCAAAAGAUGCAUAGUUGGUAGCGUGAAUGUAUGUAUGCAUAUUUCUGAGUGUCUAAAUUUGUGCAUCAGAUGCAUAUGACAAAUUAGCAGCAGCGCAGUAUUCGCUAUUCGGUAUAGUUUUGGUUUUAGAACACUUUGAGCAAUAUGAAAUCAUCUUCUUACAUCGCAUUCAAUUUAGUAACUUCAAUCUAAGGCUAAGCUUAUAGACAAUCUUCAGAUAUUGUUUCAUAUACGCCUUGGCCAAAGCAAACUGCCCAACAUUAAACAAACACAUGCGAAUCGCUAACCUUCCUUUGCUUUCUCUUUUCUGUUGUAAAACUAUGCUUAGGCAUUGUAGCAGCACAAGUUUUGCUUUGUCCUGUGAUGUGUAGUCAACAUCGAAAUGCGCAUUAUAGUCCCAAUAGAGAUCAACGAAAAUGCAAAAAAUAAGACAAGCCAAAUCAAAUAAACCACUACUUAAUGGACAUUUCUUUUGACUCUAUUAAUAAGAGUUGUUGUGACGGCAAACCAAAAAAUCUGUUAACCGUUACCUAAUGGCUCGUCACCAUCGGAAUCUAUCCCUAUUGUUGGGUUUCUAAGUCAAUGCCCGGCUCUGAGUUACUUCGGUUGUAUGUGCGUGAGCGUUCGUGUGAAUGAUUAGGCAGAUAAGUAACAUCACAUGGCAGGAAUCAAUUCGAGAGGCAAGAAGAAUAUACGUUUUAAUCCUUGGACUUUCGUAAUGCUGGCAGAGUGGCAUGCGUCACUCUCUACCGAACGAAACGGAAUCAAAACUAUACGAGAACAAUGCAAAUGUGCUACUACUGUAAGUUAAAAGACGGGUCGUGGGUUUCCCCUGAAACAGAAAAGCAAAUUAAUAAGUGGCUUCUGGAGCGCUAAGUAGAAAAUGUCAGUUAGCGAGUAAAAUGAAAACAAAUACAGUAACGAGCAACAUAAAUGUUUGACACAAACGUGAACAGACGGAGGUGUGAAAUGGAGUGUGGUUGAGUAUGUUUCGCGUAUCCCCGUGCAAGUAGGGCUAGUAAGUGAAGGUUUAUUUGAGGGAAUUUAUGAAAUAUUGUUGAUGAUGACGAUUUUGGAAAAUCCAUAUUUAGUACCAUAGAAUCUGUAAGAUGUAAGAAUAUUAUACAACAUAAGCUAAUAAGCCGAACGGAUGUGUGGCCGGACAUCCGAAGACAGCGUUUUGGAAUUAACGCUCAGCAACAGGCGAAGGACUGCUUCAGAAGAGCCAAACGCAUCCAGCAACAUUAUUAUAGCGCAAUAGACAACAGACCGUAGUAGUCGACUGUCGACCAUGCGUGUGUGUAUUAACGCUACAGUACUGCAAACAACAUCAUUUCCCGUGCAAGGUGAAUUCUAAUUAAUGUGAAACUACUUUUCUCGAAUGUAUUUCAAAUAAUAAAACA
Anopheles bellator is the source of this 4952-nucleotide messenger RNA. RefSeq names its product B-cell lymphoma/leukemia 11A-like. The coding region runs from base 557 to 1345 and encodes 262 amino acids. The record is from RefSeq and is a predicted model, not a curated record. The transcript is spliced from 2 exons. Lineage: Eukaryota; Metazoa; Arthropoda; Insecta; Diptera; Culicidae.